Messenger RNA from Thalassophryne amazonica, 3286 nucleotides. It is a transcript of the gene utp25, whose product is annotated as UTP25 small subunit processor component. Gene Ontology annotation, biological process: maturation of SSU-rRNA from tricistronic rRNA transcript (SSU-rRNA, 5.8S rRNA, LSU-rRNA). The transcript is spliced from 12 exons. The record is from RefSeq and is a predicted model, not a curated record. NCBI's taxonomy places the organism in Eukaryota, Metazoa, Chordata, Actinopteri, Batrachoidiformes, Batrachoididae. Gene Ontology annotation, cellular component: small-subunit processome; nucleolus. Gene Ontology annotation, molecular function: U3 snoRNA binding; rRNA binding. Bases 53 to 2296 code for a protein of 747 amino acids.
UACCGAUCGAAGAAGUUGUGGAAUCGCACGUGUAGCUCACAAAAGUGUCAACAUGGGGAAAAGGAAGCAAAAUAAGAAGAUUUUUGCCAAUUUGUCGAAGAAACAGAAGAAGCAUUUGAAAGAAUUUGGAGAGGAACAUCCGUUUCAUGACGUAGUCCAUGACCGACCAGAAAGAACUCAAAUUGUGGACUUGCCUGCAAACCCAGAACAGUCUGACCCUGUGGAGCAGGAGGAGGAAGAACCAGAACAGAAAACUGCUUAUCAGAAGCUUCUUUCUGCUCUGGGCCGAUCUGUCAGUGAGGAGCAGAGUGAAGAGGAGCAGAGCUCUGAUGACGAAGACAACAACCACGACGAAAUUCUCGCUGAAGGAGGCAGUGAUGGAGCUGACAGUGACGGUCAGGAUGGAGCAGGAAGGCACGAAGAGCAGAAUGCAGAGGAGCCUCUGGCUGAUGGAGAGCAGGAGGCAGGAGGUGAAGAGUUUGUAGAUGAGGAGCACGAGUCUCAGUUCUGUCUGGAAACUAACUUCUUGGGUGAAGUUGAACAGGCCGAAUGCUCUGCAGACCACCAGGACAACAAAGACAUGUUUUUGCAGCAUUUGGACACGGAGCUUAGUGAAGAUGAUGUGCAGAUGAUUACUUCUGGAAGCAAAAUCAAGGCUCAGAUCUCGUGGCCUAAAUUGGGCAGUCUGGUCUCCACCAGUCUUCUGGAGAGGUUUGGCCCCAUUGGCCUGCAGAAAGAAACAGGGCUUCCAGUUUUCCACAAACUCCUGGAGGGUUGUUGGAAUGAUCUGAACCAGUCCUCUGAGCUGCAGGGAGGAGCAGAGAAGAGCAUCAGCGCUCUUCAGCUGGAACUGUUGUCCCUCAUGGGCUCUUAUAAGGACCUGUACUACCCAGAGACCUGCCCUUUGAGCCGAGGGCCAUAUGUUCGCAGUGCGUACUGCCUUCACGUGCUCAACCACGUAUUGAAAGCCAACUCCCGUGUUCUGGCUCACAACUCCCAGCUGAAAGAGCGGAAAACUGAAUCUAGAGCUGGAGCUGAGCCACAGGACGAACCCAGAGACCAAGGUCUAACCCGUCCAAAGGUCCUGAUUCUGUUGCCUUUCCGGGGCGCAGCGCUACGAGUCGUCCAGGUGCUCGUCAGUCUGUUGGAAGCCAAAGGCAAGAAGAUUGUGGUUAGUCACAAGAAGAGGUUUAAAGAAGAGUUUGGAGAGAACCCGGAUGACAAACCGCCAAAUCUGAAGAGGCCAGAUGAUUACUACGCCGUCUUCUUAGGCAAUGUGGAUGAUCACUUCAGGAUAGGUGUCUCCAUCAUGAGGAGCAGCAUUCGUCUCUAUGCCCCCUUCUACUCCUCAGACAUCAUCAUUGCAUCUCCGUUGGGCCUUCGCACAGUGCUGGGAGCCGAAGGAGAAAGUAAGAGAGACUUUGACUUCCUCUCUUCCAUCGAGCUGCUGGUGGUGGACCAGGCAGAUGUUUUCCUCAUGCAGAACUGGGAGCAUGUCUUGCACGUGAUGAAGCACAUCAAUCUGCAGCCCCUGGACUCCCAUGGGGUGGACUUCUCCAGGGUGAGGAUGUGGAACCUGAACAGCUGGGCGAGACACUACCGGCAGACGCUCGUGUUCAGCUCCAUCCAGGACCCACAGAUCAACAACAUCAUGUCCAAACACUGUGCCAACUAUAGAGGACAGAUUGCCUCUAAGAACUUGCCAAGAACGGGCUCUAUCUGCCAGGUGCUGGUGCAGCUGCCCCACGUGUUCCAGAUGUUCUCAUCUGACAGCUUCAUGGACCAUGAUGCUCGGUUUGGGUUUUUUGUGGAUAAAGUCUUGCCUCAGUACAGAGACUCGGUUAUGUCCCACACUCUGAUCUACAUUCCGUCUUACUUCGAUUAUGUCCGCCUGCGUAACUACAUGAAGAAAGAAGAGAUCAGCUUCACCAGUAUCUGCGAAUACUCCAGCAAAUCAGAGGUGUGCAGAGCCAGGCACGUCUUCCAGAAAGGGACCAAACAGUUUCUGCUCUUCACCGAACGCUUCCACUUCUACAAGAGGUACACCAUCAAAGGGAUCCAGAACCUGAUCUUUUAUGCUCUGCCUUCAUACCCCCACUUCUACAGCGAGCUGUGUAACAUGCUGACAGCAGGGGGUCAUGCGGAUGAGGCCAGCUGGACCUGCACAGCCUUGUACUCCCGCUAUGAUGCCUACAAGCUGGUUGCCAUCGUGGGAGCCCAGCGAGGUGGACAGAUGCUGCAUUCCAGCAAGAGCGUUCAUCUUUUUAUUACAGGAGGUGAAGAUCCCACCUCCUGAUGGAGCAGGAUGGCUUGAGGCGGGGGCUGUCGAACCCGGACCUGAGAUUGAGUUCUGCUGAACGUGAAUGUCCACGUCCUGAUCUGUGCCUUCGUGAGGAUGUGACAGGUUUCCACCAGAUGUCACGCAGCCAUACAACUUCUGGGAAAAAAUGUAUCACUUGGAAACAAAAUCACAAUUUCAAACCAGAAUAACUGCAGUUUUAAUGAAGCUCUAACUUUGGUUAAAUGUUCUGUGACUUAAAGCAUGCAGGAAAGGCACAUAAAAAAGUUCAGCCUUUUGGAAAGCAGAGGGUGUGCGCACGUGUGCACGUUAAACAAGCAGAAAAACUCAGAAUACAUAAAUGCAGAUGCAGUGAUCAUAUUCUAGCAGUCAGAUUUAACUGUUUUAAAAAAGUGAUUACAGAUCAUGGAUUCUCUUUGUUUUGGUGGGGAAAACAAAUGUCCUUUUAAAUAAAACAAGAAAUACAGAAAUCAGUUAUUGUUGCAAUAGAAAAGUGUUUUUUUGUCAAAGUCACCCACCACAAUUUUCAGAAACUUAGUGUUCCUCACCUCUGCCAUACAGAGGUCAAAAGUUAGAAUAAAAUUAACACAAAUGUUGAAUAAAUGUCAGUGUGCUGAAUGAGUCACGUCUAAUUUAGUUCAAGCCCCUUCUGUCAGGACUGUGACCUUGAACAUUUUCUCCAAGGUAACAUUUUGUGGAAUUGGAAAAGUAGUGCAGGUGGCAGUUUGUGCUCUCUGAGUGCGGCACUCUAGUUCCACAUGAGCCAUUUCCAUUUGGUCUAUCGCUCACAUGUUUUACUUUAGUUUUCUUACAACUGCUUCAAACGUGUCAACAAAUGGAAAUAUUUGCAGAGAAACAGAACCAAUAAGACAAUAACCAGCCAAACCUGUAUGAAGACUGACCCCUGCUGGUGACAAGAAAAACUCCGUGUUCAGCCACAAAGUAUGAGUGGGCGAAGCCUCAGUCUGUAUCAAAGGGUGGGGAAAC